Messenger RNA from Boleophthalmus pectinirostris (great blue-spotted mudskipper), 2511 nucleotides. RefSeq names its product zinc finger, MYND-type containing 19 (gene zmynd19). Bases 203 to 886 code for a protein of 227 amino acids. The transcript is spliced from 6 exons. NCBI's taxonomy places the organism in Eukaryota, Metazoa, Chordata, Actinopteri, Gobiiformes, Gobiidae. The record is from RefSeq and is a predicted model, not a curated record.
CCCGCCUCCCCAGCCCCCAGUUUUCUGCGCCAGCGGUGUGUCACAGGCUGUGCUGCCGCCGGAGCGACCCGAGGGAGGCUUGAUCUCGUCGGUCAACCGUAACUGGCACCACUGUGAGGCUGAGGAACCGCUUCACGACGUUUAAGCGGUGUACCGUGUUGGAGGCACUUUACAGCUCGCACUGUCCCAGCCCUCCGUCUUGAUGUCGGACUUCAAGCUCGGGAUCGUGCGGCUGGGCCGUGUGGCCGGGAAGACAAAAUACACCCUGAUAGAUGAGCAGGAUAUUCCACUUGUGGAAAAUUAUGCUUUUGAGGCACGUAUGGAAGUCGAUGCAGAUGGUAAUGGGGCCAAAAUCUUUGCCUAUGCUUUUGAUAUUGGCAAGGGUCGCUGGGCAGGAAGGCCACUACAUGAGUUGCUUUGGGAGAAGCAUCGAGGAGGCAUUGCACCUAGUUUUCAAGUCAUCCAUAUCAAUUCUGUAACAGUGGACAACCGGUUAGACAACCUUCGACUAGUGCCAGUAGGAUGGACCCCCAAACCAGAGGAAAUUUCUAGCAAACAAAGAGAGCAGUCCCUUUACUGGCUUGCCAUCCAGCAGGUACCUGCUGACCCAGUUGAAGAACAAUAUUUGGAACUGAGCCGCACACGCUACUAUAAUGCCAAUGGAGAAUUAGUGGAGGAAGAGGAAUGCUCCUGCACCUACUACGAAUGUCACUACCCUCCAUGUUCACUAAUUGAGAGGAGGCUCCGGGAAUUUAACAUCUGUGGUCGCUGCCAGGUAGCUCGGUAUUGUGGCUCUCAAUGCCAGCAGAGGGACUGGCCCGCUCACAAGAAGCAGUGCCGUGAACGCAAGCGGGUCCUGGCCCUGGAGUCUGAGCCUGAGCGGUGAUCUCCUGUUAUCCUCAUCUGGGACACGGCAAGGAGAUGAAUUGGGUGGGAUGGGUAACACUUUAUGGGAUGUGAACCAAGAUGAAUUCUCAAAGAUGAGACUAAUGAUGGAAAGGCUUUGGUUUUCCAAGGACUCAAAAGAUUUGGAAGACAAAGAAAGACAUAUACCGUUUCCCAGAACUGGUCAAUCCCCAUAGCUUGUGUUUAUGUGGAUAACGGGAAACAGUAUAAUAUUUUUGUCUUCAUUAUUCUCGAGGGAAGGACCACUCUUGAGCUCUACCUGCUGCUAUGGGUUUUGUAAGCAAGGGGGACAAACAUCCUUGGACCACGGUUGGACAUAGACGCUUGUCAGUAUCGCCUCUAGGUGUGUAGACAUCUGUGUAAACGGGGACCCAGGAGCUUCGGUACCUGUCAUUCUGCUGGCACAACCACAAAUGGACCUUUUCACUGUACUGCUUCCCCCUGACGUUUGAUACAAAGCUGCUGUCAUGGUCACCUCAACCGCCUCACUGUCAAACUCCCCUCACAGCCAACUCUGAUUUCACUAGACAAAUCGCACUACCAGUAUUGAGUGUUUGUGUCCGUAUGCGUAUUUGCUGCAUAUUUGUACUAAAGGAUGAAAAUGAUCAAAUUAAGGCAGGGUUAUUCUUUGUCUUGUUUUCACAAGGGCCAUAUGUCACUGUUUUAAUCUAACAUUUAAACAUGGAUUUGAUUUAAAAUAAUUCACCUAGUCUAUAUAAUAAAGUAGCUGCCGAACACAGGCUUUAAAUAUGUUACUGGUUUUAAAUGUCAUGUUUUCAUGUGUAUAACACGGUACCAAAUUGGACAACUAAAUAAUAUUUAACUUUAAAAUUAAAUUAAAUUUACAUUUUUAUCAUUGAAGAUGUGAUCCAAACUUGGGUUUCCCAAAGUAUCUACAUUUUCUCGUCAUUUUUGUCUGUUCAUAAAUUUAAAAGCAAUAGUCUAUGAUAAGUGGACAAGGCUUCAGUCUCACCUGUGAAGGUUUGCUGUUGGGCUAUUUUCAGUACUAUUUCUGUUCUGCAACAUGGUGACAUAAAGCCUAAGAGUUAUCAUGGGGCACAUUUUAACUACCAAGGGGAGGGGGGUGAACAUUUUACCCAUAUUGCUUAUUUAUUCAACUAAUUGUUAAGGUUAAUUCCUACUUCUGCUAUUUACCAUUAAAAUUUCACACCGACUGUCAGUUCUUCCACUUGACAGAUUUCAUGGUGUAAAAAAACUUGAAUUCCUCCUUUACAGUUUUUCCCUAAGACAACUGUUCAAGUCAAACUGUUCAGUGUCAACUUUCGCCUAAUCACCUGCCUUCCUUGUAUUACCUUACCUGUAAUGCACACAUGCUUACUGUGUCUUCUUGUGUCUUAGGUGUGGAGUCCAGACACUUACAAAGCAUGUGGUAUGAUUUACAUGCGACUUGUUGAUUGUUGACCUUUUGUAUGAAUGAUUUUCACUGCACUAUGAUGAAGAUCCUAUGUUUGGUGCACAUGUCAGAAUGGAGCUGAAGGGAGGGUGUGUGUUUGUGAGUGUGUGUAUAGAUGUGUCUGAGAACUUGUUUUGUAUAAGCAUUAAUCACAUAGAAAUAAAGAGCUACAAUAUGUGAAUGAAGUAAAA